AUGCCACUGUUCGUGACAUCGAUACUGACUGCAGCCGACUUUCUCGCUUAUGGUUUGCAAUCUCUCUUUUCGUCAACAUCAACCGGGACAAAUGCUAGCACCACGGAAGUCAAGACACCGUAUUCGGAUACCAAACCAGGACAAGUAGCUGGGGCAUCAAAGACUACGCUACCCGAUCUGGAAUUAUUUAGAGCUGCAUUGGCUGAUUUGUCCAAAGUCGCGAUUGUCAAUUCGGCUGGAAAUUUGGAGUUUACGUAUGGGCAGCUGUUGCAUGAUGCUGUUGAGUUGCGGAGGCAGUUGGGCGUUGUUGACAUCGCCGGAGCUCGAGUCGCAUUCCUCAUCCCACGCUCAUAUGAAUACGCUGUCGUGCAAUGGGCUACUUGGGCAGCUGGUGGAAUAGCUGUUCCCCUCUGUGACGCUCAUCCACCACCAGAACUCGAAUACGUAAUCACAGAUUCUCAAGCUGCCAUCAUCGUCAUUCACAAAUCAUUCGCUGCCAAAUUCACCUCUAUAAAAGAGAAACUGCCACAAUUACGAUGGAUUGAGCUUGAAGAUUAUGCUGUCAAGCCGUUGAGUGAGGUGACUGCUGUGUAUAGGACGAGUAAAUUUGAUGAUGAGAGGGGGGCGUUGUUGGUUUAUACUAGUGGUACAACGGGAAAGCCAAAGGGAUGUCUGACAACACACAACAAUGUCAAACACCAAGUCUUGUCUCUCGUACAAGCAUGGAAGUGGACCAAGAAUGAUCGAAUACUGCAUGUGCUACCCCUUCAUCAUAUACAUGGAAUUAUCAAUGUGAGUGCUUGGGCAAAACAGGAACUACUGGGUGUUGUAUCGGGCUUCACGUCUUCCGUCCUGUGCAGUAUGCAACUCAAACAAGUAACAACUGCAACGGUUUUCAUACUGCAGGUGCUAACAUGUAGCUUAUGGUCUGGCGCAACAGUGGAAAUGGAACCAAAGUUUGAUGCUAAAGCAAUCUGGCAAAGAUGGAAAUCACAACAAAACCUUACACUCUUUAUGGCCGUCCCAACAAUAUACGCAAAGUUGACACAAGCAUAUCACAAAUUCUCAGAUUCUGAGAAGAAGGAAUGUACUGCUGCUUGCAAACAAUUCCGACUCAUGGUUUCGGGAUCAGCUGCGUUGCCUGAACAGCAGUUUCAGGAGUGGGAGGUUAUUUCGGGACAUAAGUUGCUUGAGAGAUUUGGAAUGACUGAAAUCGGAAUGGGUAUCUCAAAUCCAUUGGAAGGUGUUCGAAGGCCGGGAUGCGUAGGUCUCCCACUCCCAUACGUCUCAAUUAAAAUCAUAUCAGACGAGGACAAAGACGUCACAACCACAGCCAAUCAGCCAGGAAUGUUAUAUGUUCGUGGUCCCAUUGUCUUCAAAGAAUAUUGGGGACGCCCUGAAGCUACCGCAUCAUCAUUCAAAGAAAUUGAUGGUCAGAAAUACUUUAUUACUGGUGACUAUGCGCAGAUGACGAAUGAUGGUGUUUACAAGAUUAUGGGACGUGCUAGUUCAGAUAUUAUCAAGACCGGUGGAUACAAAGUAUCAGCACUAGAAAUCGAGCAUGAAAUACUCAAUCAUCCUGAUGUUCAAGAAUGUGCUGUUGUUGGUGUACCCAAUGCUGAAUGGGGUGAACAAGUUGUUGCUGUUGUUGUGUUGAAACAGGGAACCAAACCAUUCGAGUUGAAAGAAUUCCGGGAUUGGCUGAAACCAAAGAUCGCAACAUACAAGAUUCCAGCUCAACUCAAAUUUGUGAAUGAAUUACCACGAAACGUCAUGUUGAAGUAA
Molecule: messenger RNA, 1785 nt
Organism: Synchytrium microbalum
Lineage: Eukaryota; Fungi; Chytridiomycota; Chytridiomycetes; Synchytriales; Synchytriaceae
Exons: 10
Coding region: 1-1785 (594 amino acids)
Biological process (GO): fatty acid metabolic process
Molecular function (GO): medium-chain fatty acid-CoA ligase activity
Source: RefSeq, a predicted model, not a curated record